Messenger RNA from Dinoponera quadriceps, 3033 nucleotides. RefSeq lists its product as uncharacterized. Lineage: Eukaryota; Metazoa; Arthropoda; Insecta; Hymenoptera; Formicidae. The transcript has 4 exons. The coding region runs from base 1171 to 2139 and encodes 322 amino acids. The record is from RefSeq and is a predicted model, not a curated record.
GUUCCGCGCCCGUGGGAGAGCCGGAAGUUGCGGGAGACGAAAAAACAUUUACGUGGGACAACAUUUACGGCGGAAGCUGCCGCUCUCAUUCUCUCGCUCGCUCGCUCGCUCGUUCUUCCCCUCUGUCUCCCUCUCGUCGUCUAACAACUGACGAUAAAAGGAAGAUCGUUAAAACCGAGGAAAAGAAGAAGAAGAAGAAGAAGAAGAGCCCGCGAAAUGACCGAAGUAAGCUGGAGUAAUAGCGAAACUACUACUUUCGCGCGGAUACACGAGAGCUGAGCGCACGGUUAUUGCCCGCGACGGCCGGCUCGCCAGUGGGAAAAACACGUGGCGGUAUCGAGAAAUCGCGAAAUCCGGACGGAAUUCGCCCCGCCUCGGGAUCGGAUAAAUCGCAGGAAAGUUAGAUAAGAAGUACAACGCGAUAAUUCAAUUUUGAUCGAAUCCGAGCGCGGCUCGCGAGCAAACGCGCCCGCGGCCGUUUCCCACCACGGUAUCGGCGCGCAAGGUGGCAGCGACCGGUAUUUUUGCGACCCGCCCGAGCGGCACAAAUAGAGAGGAGACUACGUCGCGACGGAAAAAUAAAUCCCGACGAAUAGCGGCAGCGGGAGAAAUUCCGCGCGUUCUCCCGCCCGUGAAAUCCGUAAGUAAGCUGGAAUUUUUUUCGAGAUAACCGGGCGCGCGAUCGGUAUUCCGAAUCUUCUUAAGAAGCGUGCGCGCACGGCGACGAGGAAUUCUGCCGCGUGGGAACGUCGCAGGAACGCCGCGGCUGAACAAAUCGGCAAGCUCUAUAUACCGUACCGAAGGCAUUCCGCUCGUUCGAACGAGCUGCCGGCCGUCGUUGAAUCGGAUGCGGCCAACCCGACUGUCUCUAACGCACCGAGGAGGAAUCGACGAUUUUCUCGUCGGGAAACACGUGACGUUCUCGCCAGAGUGCCUCUUUCCUUCUCACCCUACCUCCCUCUCUCUCUCUAUCCUCCUUUUCCUAUCUAUCUUUCUCGCCCUCCAUCAGUUCGCGAGGAUCGAAGAACGUUGAGGUUUUCUACGGUGUACCCGAUUACCGCGGAAAUUCCCGACGGUGCAUCUCCACGAGGUGUGAGACUUUUUCCUCGUCGUCGUCGUCGUCGUUGUACAAACGUUCGCGAUUAUCGCCGCGCAAAUGUCAAGUGAACGAUGAAGUACUCGAGGGUGCAGGCGAAGAGGAAGAAGUGGGGCGCCACUUCGCAUGGCGAAUCGUGCUCCAGGUGCGGCAAGUGUCUGACUAAAAUGCAGCUCGUACUACUGUCGGUGCUACUCUACUCCUCUCUGACGACAGCUGCAGCGCUGCAGCUACUAAGACUGGAGAUGCCCAGCAUCGUUGAUCCAAGAUGGGAGAAGGUGUCGCUGAAAUGCGUGUACGAUCUCCACGGCCAAGAGCUGUAUUCCGUCAAGUGGUUCAAAGACGGCACCGAAUUCUUCAGAUUCAUGCCGGGAUCGAUACCGGCUGGGAGAGACUACAAUGUCAAAGGCAUAUUCGUCGACGUCAAGCAGAGUGACAACAAGCAAGUGACACUUCUGGGUCAAGCGUCCGCGGACCGACGAGAUGAGGAAGUCAACCUGGCGGGCACAUACGGCUGCGAGGUGUCGUCUGAAGCGCCGAACUUUUACACUGACUAUAACGAGGCGAAUAUGAGCGUGGCUGUACCACCCAAGACUGCUCCGGCGCUCGAAGGGGUCCGACCUUCUUACGAGGUCGGAGAGAUCCUCGAAGCGGAAUGCACGUCGGGGUUGAGCUACCCUCCGGCAGUUUUAACGUUCAUCUUGAAUGGUAAAGAGGUGACCAGAGCUUUAACCAAAACCUUGCCGAUGAGCGGCAACAUAGACGGAAGCGUGGUCUCCACGACGAGACUGGGCCUGACAGUGCGCCUGGAACGACAGCACUUUCCUGGCGGCACCCUCAGCUUGACCUGCCAAUCCGCGCUACCGGACAUUGCGAAUGUCCAAGUGCUCAAGACGAUCGAGAUCGCCACUCUGGCUGCCAGUAACCAGCGGCUCGCCCAGGAACCCCCGAAGUCGGGUUCGUGGCCGAGCGUGGGCCUCUACCCGGGCCUGAUCUGCUGGACGACGCUGGUGAUUCACACAUCGUACGUCAUGACGCUUUAAGAUUUCUCUAAUAUAUCACGCACUGCCGCGCAGUACUGCGGUCGGCGGUUCCGCGAUCGAUGGCAUCCGGAUUCGCGACUCGUCAGCGAUUGCGACGUAUCUUUGAAAUUCGCGCUAUGUUUAAUGCAACGCUGCAUACGUCUCCACCUGUCAGCCCUCGUCAACGGGGAAGUGUCGCGGUGUCGACGAUCGUCAUCGGCUUCUAUCUCUCUCUGCGUGUUAACCGACGAUCGCGCGAUAUGCACGCGGUCCUCAGGGUACCCGCGGCGCCUGAGCUCCGCGUUCGGUGUCCCGAAUCUUCGCGUACCCCGUACACGUUCACUCGCAUGUAUACACAGUGUUAGAACACCCCGUAUAACGUAGCGGAUAAUUCGGAGGUACGACGAUAGCAAUACAACACUACUACGUAAAGUAGGUCGAAACGCGGACGCACGGCGUUGUACAUAGUGUAUAAUUGUGGAUUAGCGUUACGAGUUAUCGUGUAUAAUGAACGCGAUGAAGGCGAUACGGUGAGUAGGAGGGAGGGAGGACGACGGAGGGGGAAAUACGAUGAAAGUAAGAGAGAUGAGAUGUAACGAGAGAGGCGAGCUGUUAAUCGGCAUUCGCGAGGAGAGCGGCGCGGCUGAGAAGGCCGCGAGCCGAAAUAUCUAUCAUUAAUAAAAUCAGACCAGAAGUAUAUAGUUUAAUAAAUAUAGAUGUGUGUGCGAGCCGCGAUCCCCAUUAGGCGUGCGGCUCGACGUCGACGUAUAUAUAGUGUAUAAUUGUAUGGUUAAUUCGACUAUAUUUUCCACAUCCGAUCUUCCUCGACGGUGGGCGAGAUUCUACGUAUGCGUAAAGGAUAUGUGACGCCUUUGUUCCACUGUAAUUUUACAUGAAUCCAAGUCUCGUCGUUAU